AUGGCUUCUUACCACACUCGAUCUUUCAGUUUCCCCUCAAACUCUCACCCCGUUUCUGAGCAGUUGGAUCAACAAUUAAACAGAUUGAGAUCUUCUCAAGCUGCUUCUACUUCAUCCUUGACCACCAAACUUAGUGGUCUAAAUGAUUUAUACAAAUGUGUUGAAGAGUUUCUUCAACUACCCCAAAAUCAGAAAACCGUAUCUCAAUCUCAACAGGUAUUAGAUGGAUCUCUAAGACUCAUUGACAUUUGCUCAACAUCUCGAGAUGUCUUGGCAGUGUCAAAGGAACAAAUCCAAAACAUUCAAUCAGUUCUUCGAAGAAGAUGCAGCGGUGAACUUGACAUUACCAAUGAAGUCACUGAAUAUCUAAAAACCAGAAGAGCUUCCAAGAAGACAAUCAAGAAGUGCUUGAAAGAUAUCAAUGCAGUUGAGCCUGUUGCCAUUGAGGGCAUGCUCAAGGAUGUGCAAGCGUUGACUGCUGAAGUCUUUAACUCCUUGUUGUCUUACAUCGGUGGAUCACAGAAGAGUAGCUGGUCUUUCUUUAGCCAAAGAUCUGAGAAGAAAGCAGCAACAUCCUUUGAUGCUAUUGAUGCUCUUCUUGUGAAGAAAGUGAAUGUUGAUAUGUCACAACUAUUAAAUUUAGAGUCAGAAAUUCAAGAAAUUGACGAAGUUUUGGAAUCAUUGUUUAGGCAUUUGGUGAAGACCAGAUCAACUCUUCUCAAUGUCCUUAGCAACUAG
This is a messenger RNA of Chenopodium quinoa (quinoa), 738 nucleotides long. RefSeq lists its product as uncharacterized. Gene Ontology annotation, biological process: root development; shoot system development. The transcript has a single exon. The coding region runs from base 1 to 738 and encodes 245 amino acids. Lineage: Eukaryota; Viridiplantae; Streptophyta; Magnoliopsida; Caryophyllales; Amaranthaceae. The record is from RefSeq and is a predicted model, not a curated record.